AUGGAAUCAAGCGACUCCGGCAAGUGGAAAGAAGCGUGUGACUCGGAGUUCGAUUCGCUUCAGAGAAACGACACGUGGGAAAUCGUGCCUCUUCCGAAAGGUCGCAAGGCCAUCGGGUGCCGAUGGGUUUUUCGUGUAAAGGAGAAUCAAGAUGGCGAAGUUGAACGUUUCAAGGCAAGACUUGUGGCCAAAGGAUUCUCACAGAAAUUCGGAGUUGACUAUGAAGAAACUUUCGCACCGGUGGCCAAGUUCACAUCGAUUCGUGUGGUGCUCAGUAUGGCGGCUAAGUACGGCCUAAUGCUACAUCAGAUGGACGUCAAGACAGCGUUUCUUAACGGCUCCCUCAACGAAGACAUCUACAUGGACCAGCCGGACGGAUACCUGGAUGCAACACAGCCGGACUAUGUGUGCAAGCUAAAGAGAUCACUCUACGGCUUGAAGCAAUCGCCUCGCAUGUGGAACCAAACAAUCGAUGGGUUCAUGAUCAAGAUGGGAUUCAAGAAGUGCGAAUCGGACCACUGCAUCUGCAUCAAGCGAGACGACCAAGACAUGAUUCUCGUGGUGCUCUACGUCGAUGAUCUCAUCCUGGCCAGCAGCAACAACGAACUCCUCAAGUCAACCAAGAUGGCGCUGAGCAAACGCUUCGAAAUGACGGAUCUCGGUGAGCUCGAUUACUUUCUCGGCAUGGAGAUCAAGAACGACCGUAAGACGGGAAUGGUGACUGUACAACAAACCAAGUUUCUCAAGUCCGUGUUAACCAAGUUCGGAAUGGAUAACAGCAAGCCAGUGAAGACGCCUCAAGAUCCCGGCCUGAAGCUAACCAAGAACAUGUGUGAACAAGAAUGCAAGCACGAAGACACCAUGUGCAACGUGCCAUAUCGAAGUGCUGUCGGAGGCAUCAUGUAUCUCAUGGUCGCCACACGUCCGGAUCUAGCUGCUGCAGUGGGAUCAUUAUCCCAGUUCUCGUCCGACCCAUGCCCGACUCACUGGCAAGCUUUGAAGCGUGUGCUGAGAUACCUGCAAGCAACGCCCAAUCAUGGUCUUGAGUUUACACGUGAAGAAGGAAGCCGUAUCUGCGGGUACACCGACGCAGACUGGGCCGGCGACAUUGAGUCAAGACGAAGUACAAGCGGCUAUGUGUUCAUGAUGAGCGGAGGAUGCAUCAGCUGGAAAAGCCAGAAACAACGGACGGUCGCGCUAUCUUCAACAGAAGCAGAAUACAUGGCGCUUUCCGAAGCAACCAAAGAAGCAGUAUGGCUCAAAGUGCUUUUGGGGGAACUUGGUGAGAUGACAAGCGACGAAGCGAUCAAGAUGUAUGAAGACAACCAAGGAUCAAUCGCUCUCGCCAAGAACCCGGAGUUCCAUAAGAGAACAAAACACAUCGACAUACGCUACCAUUUUGUGCGUGAGAAGGUGGAAUCAGGUGAAGUCGUUUUGGAGUAUUGCCCGACUCAAGAUAUGCUGGCAGACAUGAUGACCAAGCCGAUCGCCGCUGUACAAUUUGAAAACAUUCGCGAUCGACUUGGGAUCCAAGGUGCCGCAGCUAACGAGUCGAGAGGGAGUGUUGAAAAGACAGCGGCUGUAAAGAAGACACCUCGUCAAGCUGCGUCAAGUGUUGAAGCAAGUGGAAGACCAAGCCUCGCUAUACCGGUGGGUACCGGUAUGUACCAGUAA
Messenger RNA from Peronospora matthiolae, 1674 nucleotides. NCBI's taxonomy places the organism in Eukaryota, Oomycota, Peronosporomycetes, Peronosporales, Peronosporaceae. The record is from the annotation of a GenBank genome assembly.